AUGACUAAUGUUAAUAAUAAUAUGAACAAUUCAGGCAAUAAUUCAACACCUACGAAUGAGGUGUUAUGGGAAUCUUUAUAUAACGAUUUUAACGAAAUAACAGAUAGAAAUAAGAAACAUUUUAAUUAUAUAGAGAAUAGUUUAUUUAAUUUUUGUAAAGGUGUUAGUUCAAAUGAAGAGUUAUCUUAUGAUUUAUCGAAUCGUAGAAUGAGUGAUAUAUCAGGUUUAAGAAAAAAUAAUAUAGGGAUUAAAGUAAAUGUGAAUAAUUUAAUAACACAGAAAAGUAGGAUAAAUAAUAUAAAUGAAAAUACUAAUGGUGUUAAUAAUAAUAAAAAUAAUAAAGAGGAAUUGAAUAAUGUUAUGUUGAAUAAUAAUAUAAAUGAUGAAUAUGAAAAAGAAAGCAAUUUUAUUUUAAAGGAUGAAGAUGUUGAAUAUAUAAAAAAUGAUACGUAUAUAAGUUGUACGGAUGUUAUGAAUAGUGAAAAAACAAGAAACUCUGAUAAUUUUAAUAAUUCCUAUAUAACUUCAUCAGCAAAUAAUAAUGUCGUUUCAAAAUCGGGGAGUUAUAAAUGUGACGCAGAAAAUAAUAAUACAAAUAUGAAGGAUUUGUCUGACAUAAAUAAUAACAAUAAUAAUAAUAAUAAUAAUAACAAUAAUGAUAAUAAUAUUAAUAUUGGUUGUAAUGAGGGGAAAAAUAAUUAUUUCUUAUUUAAUAAUAAUAAAGACGGAUUAAGAAGAUCUAGUCUUUUUAAUUUGAAGAGCAAAUCAUGCCACAAUUUUUCUUUACCAGAUGAUGGAUUUUAUAAUUAUCACAACAACAAUAAUAAUAAUAAUGAUAAUAAUAAUAAUAAUAAUAAAAGUAAUAGUAAUUAUUAUAUAUCUAACGAUUUUUCAAAGAAUAAAUUACUAUUAAAUAAAAAAAAUGACGAUCAUACAUUUCUAUUAAGCAAUAAAAAAAUUUAUGAUACCUACAAAGAAAGAAAAAGCGAUAAGAAAUUUAUUACUUUUAAUACUUUUGAUAAUCAUUCAGAAGGAAGUGUUAUAUUUCCUAUGGAGAAAUAUAGAAAUUUUACAUUGCCCUCAGAAGAAAAAAUAACAUCUUAUAAUUUUUUAAAAAAACAUAAUAGUACAUUUGAUUCUUUGGAAAAAUUAGAUAUGUUAUUGAAAAGUAAAUAUAAAAGUAUUAACAAUAAAUAUAACAACAACAAUAAUAACAAUAAUAAUAAUAAUAAUAAUUUAGAAAGUGAAAAUCAUAUUGCAGAUGAUGCCAUGUCCAUUUCAUAUUCAUGUCCUAAAGAAAAUAUUAAAAAAAAUCAUUUCCUUAAGUCAUUUUUAAGCGGUGAACAUAAUUAUAAAAUAGGUUCUGUCAUGUCAGAAAUUUAUAAUAGAAAUACAGAUGUUGAUAAAAGUGAUGAAUCUCCUCUAUCUGAACAAAAUGCAGAAAUUGAUAACCACAAUGUAUUAAUUAAUAGAUCAAAAAAAUUAAUAGAAAUUAGUAAAAAAUGUUUAAGUGGUUAUUCAGAUGUGGCUUCUAAUAAUAUGAAUGAUUUAUAUAUAAACAAAAAAGGUGACCGUAAUAAUAGUAUUUAUGAUAAUAUAUGUGACAGUUUUAAAAGACAAGAAAGUGUCUCAAAAUCGUUAUUAUUUUCUGAUAAAAAUAAACAAAUAGAACCCAUUGAAAUAUCAAAAAAUGAUGAUAACAAUAAUAAUAAUAAUAAUAAAAGUAAUAUUGAUCAGUUGCUAAAUAAUUUGAAAACUAUGGAUAGUUCUAACGGAUACGAUUAUGUAAAUCAUAUGGAUAAUGUACAGUACAGUUAUGAUACUGAAGAAGAUGAAGAUGAUAAUGAUAAUGAUAAUUGUCGUGGACAAAAAUCAAAGAUAAGUGAUCAUGGUCUAAAUAAUGAUAAUGUAGAGCAAAAUAUAUGUAACUUAAAAAUGGUAAACGCAACAAAUCAAAAUAAUAACAAUAAUAAUAAUGAUAAUAUUUCAAAAUUUAAAGAAGAGCAUAUAGAAAAAAAUGGAAAAAAAAUAAAUACAAUUUUUGAGGCAUAUGAUAAAAAAAAUAUAACACAAGGGAAAGAAAAUGCCUAUAAAUACAACAACAUAUAUAUGAAUAAUACCCAAGGAGGGGAUAAUAAUAUAACUGGUGUUGUUAAUAGUGGUCAUGAGAAAAAAAAAGAAAUAAAAAUAGAAGAUGUAUGUUCCUUAUCAAAAGAGGAGGAAGAUGCAUUAAUUAAUAUCGACAGGAAUCAUGUUUUGUUAGAUGAUCAUAAGAAAAAAGAGGAGAAGUAUGUUGAAAGUGGAGGGGGAGUGAAUAUGAAUAUAUAUACAAAAGAGGAACAUGAUAAGAAUAUUGUGAGUGAUGAUCACAAUAUAGAUGAUGAUGAUGAUGAUGAUUAUAUAUAUGAAAAACUGAAAGAUAGUAAACACCUUAUAGAAAAGGAUGUUCCCCAUGUUGCUGACGUUGACAGGGUUAAUGUUGAUGAAAAAGAAAGUAUAUCCUUAGAUGGAACCGGUAGGAGUGCACGUAAAAUAAUCAUGCAUCCCGAUUUUGUUGAGAAAUAUCUUCAAAAUAAAAAAAACGAUAGUGUGAUGGGAUAUCGGGAAGAAAUAAAAAUUAGCGACGAGCAGAAAAAAGCGCUAGACAAAAGUGUUAAUGUUAUAAAUUAUUCAAACGAUGUAAAACGUUUAUUUCGAGAGAAAUAUUUUUUGCAAGAUUUAUGUGAAAAAAGAAAAGUUAUGAUUCAAAAAAGUAAAAUUGAAAAUACGAAAUUAAAUAUUGAAAUAAAAUCACUUUUAAGUUUUAACAAUAACUUGAGUUAUGCAUUAAAAGAAAAAGAUGCUGAAAUAAAAAUUUUGAAAAAACAGAAAGAAGAAUUAGAAAUAAAUUUAAUGAAACGAGUUAAUAAUAAUACAAAUAAUAAUCAUCCUAAUCCUUAUUCUUUCUUAAAUAAUUCUACUCACUUAAGUUUAUAUAAUGAUGACAAAAGAAAUAGCAUCGAUAAUAAUUAUAAUGUUUUAUGUAAUAAAAGCACAUCCUCAUCGAUUAUUUUAAAUAACAUGAAUGAUGCAAAUGAAACUAUUAUACAAAGUUAUGAAAAAAAAAUACAAGAAUUGACAGUGCAACUAAAAAUGUAUCAAACGAAAAAUAAUGACUUGCAAGAACAGUUGAAAAUUUUUAUGAACGAGUAA
Plasmodium falciparum 3D7 is the source of this 3192-nucleotide messenger RNA. It is a transcript of the gene KIC1, whose product is annotated as protein KIC1. The record is from RefSeq and is a predicted model, not a curated record. NCBI's taxonomy places the organism in Eukaryota, Apicomplexa, Aconoidasida, Haemosporida, Plasmodiidae.